AUGAUUAUUUUCUCAGGAUUAAGGCUUAAUGAUGCACACAAAGCUUUUUCAGUCAUAUGGAAGCAUUUAACCACACAAACAGUAUCAUCUGACAAAGCUCAAACACUUCUUAAUGACUAUUUUUCAGGAGCAAAAGUUCGAGAAAUAUCCACAAUUUUAUUGAUUGAUGAUGUGGACUUUUUGAGUCGUAGUAAACCAGAAGUUCUAAGUAAUAUACUUAAUUGGUCUAAUCAAUGUCGUUCAAAAGUAAUUGUAAUAACAACUUCUAAUCAUAUAGAUUGGGUUGAACGAGUAGUAACAGGACCCGUACCUAUCUUAAAUGAAACUAAAAAAUUACUAUUCAAGCCUUACACCUCCAACCAGUUAGAAAAUAUAAUCUUGGAUAGGUUGAAUGGAAAUUUUGCAUUUGAUCCAAAUGCUAUUCAACUUGCAGCAAAGAAUGGAAAGGGUAAUGCUAAAGUUGCUCUAGGCUUAUGCUAUAUGGCUAUUAAACUUGUUAAAUCCUCAUAUCCAGAUAUUAUACAAAUAACCAGGCUUCAUAUUGCUGAGGUAACACAUUUGAUAUACAAAAUGACAGUUCAACAAGCUAAAAUGUUGUACACAUUUUUCAAUUUUAUUCUUUAUGUUUACGAAUACAGCAAUCGUUAUUAUUAA
Melanaphis sacchari is the source of this 654-nucleotide messenger RNA. RefSeq names its product origin recognition complex subunit 1-like. The transcript has 6 exons. The coding region runs from base 1 to 654 and encodes 217 amino acids. NCBI's taxonomy places the organism in Eukaryota, Metazoa, Arthropoda, Insecta, Hemiptera, Aphididae. The record is from RefSeq and is a predicted model, not a curated record. Gene Ontology annotation, cellular component: nuclear origin of replication recognition complex. Gene Ontology annotation, biological process: mitotic DNA replication checkpoint signaling; DNA replication initiation. Gene Ontology annotation, molecular function: DNA replication origin binding; ATP hydrolysis activity; ATP binding.